This is a messenger RNA of Hyalella azteca, 742 nucleotides long. RefSeq lists its product as uncharacterized. The coding region runs from base 68 to 505 and encodes 145 amino acids. The record is from RefSeq and is a predicted model, not a curated record. Lineage: Eukaryota; Metazoa; Arthropoda; Malacostraca; Amphipoda; Hyalellidae. The transcript is spliced from 5 exons.
GGGUCCCAUAUAGCAGCAACAUCACUGUCUCGAGACACUUCACUCAGUUCAGGAUCGUUGAGAGAAGAUGGCCCGCGUACUUGUGUUUCUGAUCGCCGUCGUGGCUGCGGCGUCUGCGCAGACGACCGGCACCGACUGUUCGAAUGCUUUGAGCAAGGCAUUUUCGCGCAUACGAGUUGGAAACUGCAACUCGAAGCACAUAGUGGAUCUUAAAACAUCGGCUAUGAAUCCGAAGUGUAAGAAUAUGGAAGUAUAUCCCGGUACCUACGAUGCGGCCAUCUGUGACAAGAUUUUGGCUGCUUUCUUUAAAUGUUCUGGCACUUCAUCUGGUCUGUUGAGACAAGACGGCAAGUUUGACACGGCUGUUUUCAACUCACAAGUGUUGGGAGGCAAAUGUAGCGCAAAUCCCAAAUAUCAAACUGCUUACAUCAAGUGCGAAGCUGAUACGAUGAAAAAUUUCAACUACAUCCGGCUCGUUGCGUGCCUCCAAGCUGCUAUGAAGUAGAUCCCCGCGUAGCCAUCAGGGGCGCGGCGACUCACGACGCUCCUGCUCCUUCGGGAUCAGAAAAUUUCACGGGAAGAUCAUUGGUGCAUCACACAAUUGGAUAUUUUCUAAACUGGUUCAAAAAAGAACCAAAUAAAGUGGUUUAAUCUAAUAAACUGUUUCAAACCGGUUUAUUUUGUUGUAUUGUUUCAAGUUAUUAUAUUGAAAUUUUGUGAACUUAAUAAAGCAGAUUCAUUA